Molecule: messenger RNA, 4577 nt
Organism: Cheilinus undulatus (humphead wrasse)
Lineage: Eukaryota; Metazoa; Chordata; Actinopteri; Labriformes; Labridae
Gene: nub1
Product: negative regulator of ubiquitin-like proteins 1
Exons: 14
Coding region: 2270-4069 (599 amino acids)
Biological process (GO): regulation of ubiquitin-dependent protein catabolic process
Molecular function (GO): protein binding
Source: RefSeq, a predicted model, not a curated record
AGUGUAAUGCCAGUGUAAUGCCAGUGUAAUGCCAGUUUAAUGCCAGUUUAAUGCCAGUUAAAUGCCAGUUUAAUGCCAGUGUAAUGCCAGUGUAAUGCCAGUUUAAUGCCAGUGUAAUGCCAGUGUAAUGCCAGUGUAAUGCCAGUUUAAUGCCAGUGUAAUGCCAGUGUAAUGCCAGUGUAAUGCCAGUGUAAUGCCAGUGUAAUGCCAGUUUAAUGCCAGUUAAAUGCCAGUUUAAUGCCAGUGUAAUGCCAGUGUAAUGCCAGUGUAAUGCCAGUGUAAUGCCAGUGUAAUGCCAGUUUAAUGCCAGUGUAAUGCCAGUGUAAUGCCAGUUUAAUGCCAGUGUAAUGCCAGUUUAAUGCCAGUGUAAUGCCAGUGUAAUGCCAGUUUAAUGCCAGUGUAAUGCCAGUUUAAUGCCAGUGUAAUGCCAGUGUAAUGCCAGUGUAAUGCCAGUGUAAUACCAGUUUAAACCAGUUUAAACCAGUGUUAGACAUGUUUCUGCUGCAGAGGUGGUACGUUCUCCAGGCUGUGGAAACACUGAAGUGUCUUAUCUUGCUGGUUAAACUGGUAAUCCCGUCCACAUAGCAGUGAUACCAGGGCUGCUGUCGGGCCACAUGUUUCUGUUUGAGGUGGAUAAACAGCAGAUAAGAUGAGGAGCCUGAAAAUAAUUGCAUGUUAAUUUGCAGUCACAAAUACUGAGGGAGAAAUGGCAGUUGUAUUAUUUUCAGCGAUGGUUUGGCCCUGGUCACUGUCCUCAGAGAUUCCCGCCAGCGUUGGCGCACGGAGAGAAAAGGGCUGAACGAUCUGGGAAAAUAAUUUUCCCUCAAUAUUGCGAUUUAAUCUGCAAUGAAUUCUUUAAUUCCUCAUGUCAUGCAUUUUACAACAAAAACAAGCAAUAAUUCAUUCUUUACCACAGAACAACACAAUAUUCGAUUAAACUGGGCAGAACAUUUUUAAAAAAUACUGAAAUGUGAUGAUUUUUUACUUAUUUUGAAAAUUUGAUAUUAACUGUUGUAUUAAAGUGAAUGAUGUUUUUAUAUAAUUCUCAUAUUUAAUAAGAAAAAAAUACAAAAAUGAAGAAAAUGUGAUUUUUUUUAACACUGUUCUAAAAAUAGGGCACUAGAAUGAUUACAUGAAGAGUAACACAUUAGAUCUCUGCUGCAGAGAAGUUCUAAAGUGGCAUUUAGACACAGAUUUCAGGUCAAAGACACACUGCACCUUCUUUGUAAACUGCAGCAGGCCACUUGGAUUUAAUCUGAUUUGCCCAGCCCUAGUAGAGAAGCUAAGCUAACAGCGCUAUAGACAGGACGGCCCGACCACAUCAGGCUGAGCCCCUGAAGACCCCGGUGACGGGGCCCUCGUUCAUGUUCCGGUUUAACCCUUUUCCACCCAUUUUCUCCACAUUCGCCCCUUUUUAGCCAUCUUUUAAAAGACAUUAGCUACCUUUCACACCUUUUCACUACACCAGCCGCCUGUUUUUUUAAAUCAACUUUUGCCCUUUUUUGACACAUUUAUCAUAUUUUUGCCAUAAUUAACUCCAUUUACAAAUUUCCACCCAUUGUCAAAACUUUCUUCCUUUCUUAAACCAUUUUUACCACUUUUUCACCACUUUUUUCUGCAUAUUAUUUCUGACUUUUAGCCUGUUCUUACCAGUUUUCACCUUUUGUUUUUUGCUUUUUUUUUUUUUUUUACUAUGAAUUAAUGAAUUUUUCCUUAAGUUUUAAAGUUCUUACUAGAAUUUUCUCUGGCACCCUGACAUUUCUUAAUGUCUUCACAAAGCUUGGUGUUACUGGUGAGGGUUUCCCUCGCUCCUCGCCAGCUCCACCCACUUUUCCUAAAGCUCCAACAAAGACCGUCAGCAUGAGGGCGAGACUGUCGGUGUCAGACUGAUGUGAAAAGCCCUUAGGGAGCCAUAAUGUGCUUUUAAAAGGGUCCGAUUACAUUAAAGGGCUAGAAAGUGUUUUAGUGUCACAUUUAAGGGGUCAAACAGGGUUCAUGAGCAGAUCUGCUUGUUUUAGGUUAAUUCUUUCACUCAGAUGAAGCGUGGGGAGCAGAUAUGACUCAGGAUGAACCAGACCAUCUUCUUUAACAGAAACAUGACGCUCUCCUCUCUAGCAUCUCAGGUUUUCUGUUUCAUAAGCACGUUCUGUUUCCCAGAACUCGGCCUGUUAGGGGAAUUCCUGGAACUACUUUAACUUUCGCUUCUCUUCCCUGUGCGUCUCCCCGCCUUCCUCCUCGUCUCUCUCUACUCUGGUUCUCCUCAGUGACGAUGGAGGAGCAGAACACGGAGGCCAAGCUGAAGACUCGUCUGAAGCAGGAGAAGAUCCAGCUGUGGAACCCUCCGUACACUGACGACAGCAACCAGCCGGGAGCGCAGCACAUGCAGGAGCUGGCCGAGCGCUACGCCCCCCUGCUGGACCUGCAGGUGGAGGAGGUAGGGGGCGCUCUGGAGGCGAUCCGAGUGCAGGCAGUGAGGAGAGGGAAAGGAAACAAGACGUUCAGGGAGACGAACGUGGCCACGCUGGAGCUGCUGCUGCCCAGAGACAGCAAGAAGGAUCCAAAGAAGAAGGACCACCUGGAGACCAGGCUGGACGUGUUGGUCCAGGAGGUGGUGGACAGGAUCGCAGAGGAGUUUGGUCUGAAACACAUCAAACUGAUCCUUAACGGGAAAACUCUGAGCACAGACCAGCGUCUGGAUGAGCAGGGCGUGAAGAACCACAGUAAGGUCAUGGUGCUGAAGGUGAGCGACGCCGAGUGGAGGCAGCAAGUAAGCGAGGAGGAGGAGAAGAAGAAGAACCAGAACGAGAGCCUCCAAAGGACCGAGAAGGGCUUCCAGAUCCUGUCAGAGAGAGACGGCAGCGAGGAAACGUCUCCGUUCCUGGAGAUCGCUGACCAGAGAGGUAACCCGCUGAAGAUCCCACACACAGAGAAGAAGGCGCUGAUCCUUGCCAUGGGCUUCCAUGAGAAAGGCCGCUCACUGAUGAAGAAGAAGCAGUUUGAGAACGCGCUGUGCCACCUGCUGCAGGCCGACCAGCAGUUCAGUAAGUGCGGCUCAGCUCUGCUCCGCUCGGUGGAUAACUUCGCCGUCCUGCAGCUGGACAUCGUGUGGUGUUACCGCGCCCUGGAGGCUCUGUCCUGCCUGGAUGAUGGGAAGAGUCGCCUGCAGAGAGCCGAGGAUUGUUUCCUGCAGUGUUACGGAGAGCAGCAGCAGAGACUGCUCAUGAUCAAGGGUAACACCGGCAGAGAGGAGGCGUUGUUCCUGCGGCUGUACCUCCUUCAGAGCCUCCUGUCCUACAUCGAGGGAAACGACGCUCAGGCCCGACACCAGCUCGCCAAAGUGGAGUCUCUGUACGGCCGUCUGUGUCUGGACUCAGAGAAGAUGGCUCAGCUGAUGGCGUUGGGUUUCACUGACAGAGAAGCUCGCCUCGGCCUCAGAGCGUGUCAGGGAGACCUGCAGGAGGCCGCCAUCCACAUCAGCAACCAGCGACAGGAGCGUGAGGAGCUGAAGCAGAGGGAGAGGCAGAAGAGGAGCAGGAGGUUGGAGGGAAUCACCACCCUUACCGAGCUCGGAUUCUCCAGAAAAGACGCAGCCCGAGCUCUGCACCACGCUGACGGAGACGUGAACCGAGCGUACGAGAUCCUCCUGGACUCCAGCCGAGCCGCUCAGAUGACCAAUAACAACACAGAGGGCGUGGUCAGUCUGGAGAGGCUGGAAGAGUUGUUGUACCUGGGCUUUGACAGGGUGGCGUCAGAGGCUGCUCUCAGACUGACAGGCGGAGACGUCCAAUCGGCUACUCAGCUACUGCUGGACAACCAAGGCGUCCUCCCCCCAGGGCUCCUCCCUGUGUCCCCGCCCUCCUCCUCCUCCUCGCCCUCCCCGUCUUCAGAGGAGCCUAGCACCUCCUCCAACUCUGCAGGUAUGGCAGACGAUGCUGAGCUGGUGAACGAGGUGUUGGAGGACAUCUCUCGCCACGAGGAGGAUUACCUGGACCUGACCCUGGAGGAGGAGAGCGAGCUCAUCGCUACCAUGAAGGCCUACCUGACCCGAGGCCCCGCCCACACCGUCUGACACUCACAGACACGCUCAGUGCUUUACUUCCUCUCUACUCACCAUUUAAAGCAGUAAACGCCAUUUUCUGCUGUUGAUUUAGCCGUAAAACGGUGACAAGCCAAACACGAGUCCUCCUUUCUGAAUAACUAAAGAAUCUUUUACUCAGCAAUAAUCCACAGAGCUCACAUCUGAGAGAAGGCAGCUCACAGGCUAGAGUGGUUAAUGUUCAGCUCGUUUUAUAUUCAGCAGUUAUUUUUCAGUCUGAUUGGUCUUUAGAUAAUCUUAUUUACAUUUUAUUUUCUGAUUGAAAUCAUCAGUUGUUCGGCCAACAUCUCCAGAUGAUAUUUUUAGAAUAAACCAAAGGAACCACUGUUUGAUUCAGGUCAAGUAAACCGUCUGUUAUUGUUGUUCUGAUGACAGGAAGUCAAGUUUUAUGUUUGUGUCAUGGUUGGAAUUUUAUUUAAAUUCUCUUCAUGUAAAGGCUGAUGGUCUCAAGUGAUGGGGCUAAUAAACAAAUGAAGGUUUA